Aspergillus campestris IBT 28561 is the source of this 1278-nucleotide messenger RNA. Its product is annotated as PIG-F family protein. Gene Ontology annotation, biological process: GPI anchor biosynthetic process. Gene Ontology annotation, cellular component: endoplasmic reticulum membrane. The coding region runs from base 69 to 1046 and encodes 325 amino acids. The record is from RefSeq and is a predicted model, not a curated record. The transcript has 3 exons. Lineage: Eukaryota; Fungi; Ascomycota; Eurotiomycetes; Eurotiales; Aspergillaceae.
GAACAAUCCCACAAAGUCGGGCACAGCCCAUCCAGGGACCGACAACACCAGAAACACCAGCAGCAAAAAUGCCUCAAUCCGCCUCCGCCACCUCCUCCGUGGCCGCAAGCCCCCCCGCAACCCCAACAACCUCCUCCUCAUCCACAGGAGGGGGUCCUCUAGGAGGGCCAGCACCGCCCAAGACCGCACCGCCGACGCCCAUCCAGCCCACGCAAUUCGCGCGGGUCUACGCAUCCGCCCACCCGCUACUUCUCCUUGGACUGCUCGCAUGGCGCUUCCCGGCUCUGGUCGCCGACCCGGUCGCGGAAAUGACGAGUGUCGUGCCGUUUCUCGCUGCGCUGCAGACUUUCUUCGUUAUGACGGUACUUCCUCCCGCCGGAUCCGCGCCUGCCACUUUGACCCCGGCAACAACGACAGUCGGUAAAGAGGACCGUCUGGAAGAAAAGGAGAAAGAGUCUGCUGUGCCGCGGUCGGAAAUCAUCAAGCCGAAUAAGGGUCCCUAUCGUCGCAAGGCGCCCUUUGCUUCGUCUUCGUCGUCUGCGUCGCCUGUUUUGGCUGUUGGGAGAGCUUUAACCACCCGAUUGACCCCAACCCUAAUCAGCCUCUUCCUCACAACCUUCCUCGCCACGCCGGCCCUCGCCCUCCUCCUCGUCCUCUUCGGCGCCCCCCUGACAACCCACAACGCGCAAACCCUCCUCUGCGCCGCCCACAUGGCCGUCCUGACGUCUAUCCCGCUCGUCUACGUCCACGGCGUCGACAGCACCGUCUGGAAGGACGUGUGGGGGUUCGCUCGCCCGGGCGAUCUCGUCUGGGGCGGGGCGUUGGGCGCUUGUGUGGGUGCUUGGUUGGGUGCGGUGCCUAUUCCGCUUGAUUGGGACCGCCCAUGGCAAGCCUUCCCGAUCACCAUCCUCGUCGGCGCAUACCUCGGCUACGCGGUGGGGUGUCUCCUCGGCCGGACGUGUCUGUUCGGGAGCGUGAUUGAUUUGUCGGAGUCGGGGGGUGCCGCUGAUGGGGAUGUUGACGCGGAGGUCAAGAAGAAUGAGUAGAUCAUUGAUCUCCCCUCCAUUCCCUUCAUUCAUUUCUUCCAUGCAUCCAUCCGCUUUACAGGGUGUAUGUAUGUCUACGCCUUUUGUUCCAUAUAUUCCCUUUUAUUAUAUUAUAUUAUACUAGAUACCCUUGUUUGUGCGAUGAGGGACGGUAUCUAUCUGUACUGUACUUCUUCUUUUCUUUUCUUCUUCUUUUCUUCUUCUUUUCUUCUUCUUGUUUUGUGGUGUGUAG